CGUGUGCGUGAGCGCGAGGGUGUGCACUGCGCCCGGCGGUGCGCGGUCCUUUGUCUCUUGCCGCUGCCGCCUCUUCCCCCUCCUCCCACCCACUCUUCUCUCGCUCUCCUGUGCGCUUCUCCCCUUCCUCCUUCCCUCUCUCUUCAUCCCUGCUUUGCCCCCUCUCCCAGACUCCAAGCGCUGCCGCAGCUGCAGGUUUGUAAAUACUCGACCAACACACACACAUACAACAUGGCUGACGUUCGCCCUGCUCCUCCGCCGGGCUCUCCGCCUUCUCCCUCUGCCUCCGCCGCUUAAGCCUCUCCUCCAUGUAGGCUUUGUUUCUUCCCCCUCCCUCCUCAGCGCCCUUCAAAAAAAAAAAAAAAAAAAAAAAAGGAAAAACAGUUCACCCUCCUUGGUUACACGCAUGGUGGGAUUUCAAGGAGUGUGUCUUCUGCUUUUGAAGAAGAACAAAUUCAUGAUUGAAUAGUGGAUUAAGUAGCAGUUUCUCUUUGAAGAGUGAGAUCUCCUGAAAGCUGGGAAGAACUGGAUUUUCACCCUAGUCCAGCAGCUUUGCUGCUCACUUAAACACAGAUGAAUGAAGACCCCAUUUGGAAAAUCACCAGGUCAGCGAUCCAGAGCUGAUGCGGGUCAUGCAGGAGUCUCUGCCAGCAUGAUGAAGAAAAGAACUUCCCACAAAAAGCACAGAAACAAUGUGGGACCAAGCAAACCUAUUUCUCAGCCACGAAGAAACAUUGUAGGCUGCAGAAUACAGCAUGGAUGGAAAGAAGGGAGUGGACCUGUAACACAGUGGAAGGGCACAGUUCUUGACCAAGUUCCUGUAAAUCCCUCUCUUUAUCUUAUAAAGUAUGAUGGAUUUGAUUGUGUAUAUGGACUAGAGCUGCACAAGGAUGAAAGAGUUUCUGCACUUGAAGUCCUUCCAGACAGAGUUGCUUCAUCUCGAAUUAGUGAUGCCCACCUGGCAGACACAAUGAUUGGCAAAGCUGUGGAACAUAUGUUUGAGACAGAAGAUGGCUCAAAAGAUGAAUGGAGGGGGAUGGUCUUGGCUCGAGCUCCUAUUAUGAACACAUGGUUUUAUAUUACCUAUGAGAAGGAUCCUGUCUUGUACAUGUACCAACUCUUAGAUGAUUAUAAAGAGGGUGACCUUCGCAUUAUGCCUGAUUCAAAUGAUUCACCUCCUGCAGAACGGGAACCAGGUGAAGUUGUGGACAGCCUGGUAGGCAAACAAGUGGAAUAUGCCAAAGAAGAUGGCUCAAAACGGACUGGCAUGGUCAUUCAUCAAGUUGAAGCCAAACCAUCUGUCUAUUUCAUCAAGUUUGAUGAUGAUUUCCAUAUUUAUGUCUACGAUUUGGUGAAGACAUCCUAGACAUCAUUGUGAACUCUGCCAAAUUUGUGGAACUAUUAAAUGUAAAAUUUGUAGACACAAAGACUUGACUGCUUUCCAGUUUAAUGAAAGCUUAAAUGUCCCUGCGAACCCACAAUCUCUGCCAGCAAAACUGUUUUGUUCUGAAUAAUAGGAAAAAAAUUAUGUGAACAUGAUACAUUUUGUGUAAGAGAACUCCUUUUCUUGGAGGAAGUCAGUAUAUCUCAACAGGAGGAAGUUAAGAGCAAAAAACAGCUGCAAAUUCAGGCUGUGUAAAUUUGAUCCAGUAUUGUAGUCCUUAAUCUAAAUUUUUUUCAUAGAUUUUAACUUUCUUCAACUUUGCACUCACCUCAUGCAAGUGUAGUUUGAUAUUUUGAUAUACCUUCUUUUAUAACAUUAAAUUUAAUUUCUUGGCUACUGGCAGUCCUUGUUUUCAGGGUUGGGACAGAAUUGAUGUUCAUUCAAAACUGAAUGGUUUGAAUGAUUUGUUCUGCAUUAAGGAGUGCCUAACCCAAGUAACACCAAUCUGCUGUGUUUCUACACUUAAUUUUAAAUAUAGCUUCUUAAGAAUUUGCAGUACAUGGAAAUACUUGUGCAUUUUUAGUAGUCAUAUGGCUGUAGAAUAUCAAGUGUUUGACUUGCGCACCUUUCAAUGAAAAGUCUUAAAACUACAAAAUAUAUUUAAUCUGUAUAACCAGUUAACUAGAAAAUGCAAGGUUAAUAGCCCGUAUUUAAAAGUUGUAGGAACCAGUAACAUACAAGCAACAAGGCUGCCUUCAGUCCUAAAUGUUGUACUUUUUUAUUUGUUCAUUACACUCUCUUAGCAAAACACAAGUUCUUGGUGCCACAAGUUUAACAGUAUAUAUAUAUGCACAUAUAUAUAUAUAUAUAUAUAUAUAUAUGCGCUACUUCAGAAGACUUUAGACUACGCAUUGGCAAUCAGUAGUCUCUCAUCUAAUACCAAAAUCUAGCAACCUGAAUGUGUGGAUUAGAUGCCUAACAAUGGCCAUAUUUUUACAUGGUAAAUACAGUCUCAAGGGGGAGGGUACAGGAAUCAUUUUUUAUGAAGACUUAAUUGUAGAGAAGGAAAGGCAUUUGUUGCCUUCUGCUCAGUCUGUUGCAUUCUGUCAUUUGCUUGAUUUUGUUGUUGUUGUUGUUUUGCUUUCCUCUUUGAUUUUUUUUUGUUUCUAACCAUUUUGAUUCAAAAAGGCACCUUCCCAAUGUAAUCUUUUUCUGGCUUUUCUACAUUAGGAGUGUCCAGACAAAUCUACAGCUUAAAUCUGUUGUUGCCUUUUGUGGUGUAGAUUGUACUUACUUUGAGAUACGCUGUUACUUGAAUUUCAUUCUGUGAACACUACAGUUCUGCAUGCCAGUGGUGUGCUGUCUCAUGGAAGCUACAGGCAAUCUCAGUGGUUCAGCCGUCUGCAUUAGAUUGUGGAAGUACCUAGCAGCCCACAGCAGCAAAAUCCUUUCACAGUGGUAAUCUUGCAGGAUAGUUGCAAAUGAAGAUUAGGGUUGUUGGUGGGGUGUUUGGUUUUUUUGUUUGUUUUGUUUGUUUAGGUUUUUUUGUUUUGUUUUGUUUUUGUUCUUGUAAGUGUGGCAGCUUUUGAAAGCAUAGGAAUGGCAACAACGACCAGCACAGCAACAAAAUUGUCAUGUUACACAAAGGCGGAGCUCUGCAAGUUUCAAAGAACUGCUUCAUGAAAGUGCAGUUUUGUGAAGACAGCACUGUUGAUGGAACAUGCACUCUGAAAUCCACCCUCAUGCCAUUAGUGGAAGGAUGCAGGAGAUAUGCUGUUAAUCAGAGAUCAGAAGUCUGUGUGAUCUCAGAUUUGGGUAUACCGAAGACUCGGUGGUUUAAGCCCCUUUCUGUCCACUUUUUUUGCUUGAUUUCAUAUUUUAGCCUUAAGGCUCGUGCCUCAUUAUGCUGUUGAAUUGUAAUAAAUACUUACCAUAUAAAUAUGAUACCUUAAUUCUUUGUCCAUUGCUAUUAUAUUGCAUUAUGUCCGGUUAUUUCACCAUGGGCAACCAAAGGCAGGCUAUUGUCCUAUAGUGAAUAGCUUCUCAAUGCAGCCCUUAAGCACUAGGUACCUGAGUAAAUGUUCCUUGUGUUUUGAACAAAGUGAGCAGAUUUGCAAUACAGUGUUUUCAUCCUGCAGAUCUGUUAUAUGUGUUUUCUAUUGACUCUUAAGAGUCCUGCAUGUAAAUCUCAAAGCUGAGCCUGGCUCCAUGAGCCCAAGUUGAUAUUUCUGGCACAAGAAUGAGUGAGUGUAUUUAUGACACACAAAUAACUUAGUACACUGAUUUUGGGGCUAUACGUCUGAGGAAUGUGUUUGUUUUGAAAGAUCUGAGGUUUAGAUCUACCAGAAAACUUCUAGCAUUAGGCUUGCAUUUGUGGGUUGUCUGCAAGCCACUUUAAUACACCACAUAUUCUGCCAAUUAGAGUACAAUCUAUAAACUGUAAAUUUUAUGGUUGUUUUUAGAUGUCCCCAUUGGCUAUUGUGUGGGUAUUUCUUUUCACUUUUUCUUCUUUCCUUUUUCUUUCUUUUUUUUUUUUUUUUCAGUAGCUUAAACCACCUUUUCGAGACUUGAGACUAAUUCCACUCCCUGCCCAUCUUCUUUGGGCUUUGUUUUAGGCUCAUGUUUCAGAUCUGCAUGCAGUGCUUGCAUUACCCUGGUAACUAAAUGUUGGUUCCUUGUUCUAGGGGUUCAACAUUACUUUCCAAAAUUACAUAGGGCCUGUGAUGGCACAGGCUAUGGAUCUUUGUAUAAAAGUUAUUGGCCUUUCACAUUUACCUGCUGUAGUACUGUUGUAUAUUGUGUGUGUGUGCGUGUGUGAUGUCAGGCUGCCAUGUAGAACUUUUUAAAAGGAAAAAAAGUUAAAUGCAGACCAUCAUUUUUUGCAUGCUUAGAGGGUUAGAACGUUCAAUGUAACAAACUAAAGUUGCAUGUUAAAAAUGUUUAGGUUUUGGUUUUGUUCUGUUUUUAUUUUGUGUUCAGUUUUUGUGAGUUUGCUUAUUGUGCUGUUUUAAUGGUUGUUAGUAGGAUUAAAUGCACCGGUGAGACAAGCAUAGUGCCAACAGAAGGUAAUUUUUCCAGUUGUAUGUGUCAUACAGCAUUUAAAAGGACCGUGUAUUCUGUUAACAAAUAAAUAAAGUCACACCUAAUCAGUAAAA
Molecule: messenger RNA, 4539 nt
Organism: Lagopus leucura (white-tailed ptarmigan)
Lineage: Eukaryota; Metazoa; Chordata; Aves; Galliformes; Phasianidae
Gene: SPIN1
Product: spindlin 1
Exons: 6
Coding region: 578-1366 (262 amino acids)
Biological process (GO): gamete generation
Source: RefSeq, a predicted model, not a curated record